UGGCCCUCAAUACAAACAAGAACUGUCCCUUCCUCUAGACUCUAUUCUUCUCUUAUCCACAACACUCCAGCCAACUACGUACUUAGUGCUACUGCCUCCGUGCACCCACGGGUGACCUGCCUCCUCGAGCACUGCGCUGCGGCGUUGCCAUGCCCGAUGAAGGCUCGUAUGUUGGCGGCUCCUCGUCUGUCGCGCUGUCGCUGUCACCUGACCCACUCUCCUCCUCCCAUAUAACGUCUUCUAGGGAGAUGGCCACGCCGCCACGAGACGCUGUCGACCUCUGCUCAUAGGCAUACACACAAAGAGAGACACAGCGAGGGAAGAGGCGGGUGGUGUGUGUUGGGGGGCUUUGCCGUCUAUGUCGUCUGACCUUUCUGGCGCUGGCCCGCCUCGAAGAAGAUCGGCGCCGCAUGAGGCUGUGUUGCCGCUCGCUCAGCACAAAGUAGGUCCGCAUCUCACCUGCCAUACAACAAAGGUGGAGAGACAUGUUAUUGAUUGAGAUGGAUGGCAUCGUGGUGCGAGUGGCGUACUACCUUUGCCUUUGACAUAGAUGGUGCCGCGGUCCUCACACUCAAAGUCUUGCUGCACACGACAGACAGACAGACAGACAGACAGGAGAUGAGUGGCACCGAUGUGCUAUCACCUGAAUGAGUUUGUAUGUGGACUCCGAGAUGUGCACACGACUGGGCUCGCCGUGAGACUGCGUGAGCAAUGAAUGAGUGAGUGGGGACAAAUGGGGUGGAGUGCCAGAGUGUCUCUUCUGUGUCUUGUGUGUAUGUGUGUGUGUGUGUGUGUGUAUGGUGAGCACCUCCAUUCGUGAUGCGGUGUUGAUGGCAUCACCUGGAUGCAGGCAGGCAGGCAGGCAGACAGGAGAAAUAAGAGAAAGGCUAUUCAUUCAUCAGACAAGCAGUGCUCUCACCCCAGACGUCAUAUGUGAACUUUUUGGUCACGAUCACACCGGCCACGCAGUUCCCUGAACACCAACCAACCAAAGAGACGGACACAGCCAUUCACCCAUCAAGCUUCUUGGCGAGCCCAGCCAACGCUGCACGAAUGGAUCCAGUCAUUCACUCACCGCUGUGGACGCCGAUGCGUAUCUGUAUCUGCUCGUGAAGGUCAUUCCGGAACUGCUUCAUCGCAACCUGGGGCGACACGUACGCGUCAUAAGAUACGAGCGGUGUGUGCCCUCUGUGUGUGUCUGGCUGACGAUCAUCUGGAGUGCCAUUCUGCAGCAGUCCCUUGCGUGGUGGUCGCUGGGCAAAGGCACGCCCCCCGCGGCCAUGUACGCGUCGCCGAUGGUCUUGAUCUUCUCCAGACCAUUGGCCGCCGCACACCCGUCGAAGACGACAAAUAUCUUGUUCAAAAGGGCCACCAGCCUGCACUCAUUCCCGGGUGCCGCUGCAUGGACGGACCUGUGGCUGGCCUGGUGUGUUGUAUUGCAUUACUUGAUCGGUGAGAUUCGUGACGACAUGACUGUGAAGCCAACGAUGUCUGCAGACAGGCGGAAGAGGAGGAGACGGACAACGAGCGGCCUCCGGCAUCAUUCUGUCUCUCUGUCUGUCUGUCUGUCUGUCUGUCCGCCCAUGAAUGCACGCACCCCACCUGAGAAGAGGAUGCUGGCCUCAUCGAAGGCCUCGGCCAUGUUGAGCCUGAGAGACACACGUCGCUCCAGCCUCCAUAUCCCCUUGCCCCUCCCAGCGGCCCCCCGCCUACCUGGCGUCUGAGUCGGUCAUGAACUUCUGCACGACAUGUUUGGGCAGGAUGUUGAGCAGCAGCGCAUCGGACCGCGCAUUCUCCGCUAUCACCUGACACGGCGCGCCAUGACACAAUUAUUUAUCGACCCUCAUGUGAUUGAUGCGAUGAUCGCAUCCGUGCUCACUGUUUUGGCGAGCAGGAAGUCUUUCCUGGCCUGGACCUCCAAGAUGUAGUUGAGGACGAGGAUCAUCAGACACCGAUACGCGGCGUACUGCACACGCAGUGGACAAUUCAGGCAUACGCUCUCCUCUCCGCGUGAUCUUUCUGUCCGUGACUUCUUACUUACUGUCCACUCGUAGUAUCUUGUGAAGAUGUGGUCCGGCUCCGCAAACUCGUCCGCAAACUCGGAGGCCUAACAAGGAGGGCGGAGUGAGGUGAGUGUGUCCGCAUAUGUAUUCACUGAGGUGCAGUGCAGUGCACUCGACUCCCAACUUUCCUUGCCGUGGCCAGCACGGCAAAGAUGGCGCACAGGCCAAGGAAGACGAUGAACCUGGUAGAUCGAUCGGCCGAUGAGUUAAAAGGAAUGUCACGUGUGCGCCUGUCUGUCUCCCAUCCCUGCCGAGCCGAGCGCCAUGGAUGGAUGGAUGGCCUACCUACCGAAUUCUGAAUAGUGUGCCUGCGAUAAUGAGGAAGGCCACCACAGUGUCGUUUUCGGUGCCCGAUCUGCCGUGUUGGGUAGUGAUCCUCAGGCGCAUAAGCAGCAGCAUGGUCAGCCUGACACAAACAAGGAUGAGAUUGAGGCAUAUAUCUGUCACUGGAUGCUUGGUUCGUUGCUUGUACCCACAUGGUGCCGAAAACCAUCAUGGCCAUGUUGGCUUGCAACCGCCGCUUGAACCAAUCUGGUGGACACACCCCACCCACAAGACAAGACAGACCUCGAUCACUGUCAGACGCCUACGCAUGAUGCACACAGAGCUGAGUGCUGGCUGACUGACUUUUGGUGGUGUAGAAGAGCAGCAGCACCAGCACACACCACGGGAAGAUCACACUCUGACCACAGACACACCACGUAACAGACAGACAGACAGACAGUGAUCCCUCCAUCUCAAUCAGUACUGGGUGUGUCUCUGUGUGUGGCUAACACGCCAUGGAUCAUUCGCAUACUCUUCCCUUUGGCCAUCCUCUGCAGCGGAGCCGUCACGCUCGCAAUGAUCGCUGAACACACAAGGGCACAUGCGUCGGUUGGCAGUGUGUGUGUGUGUGUGCCGGCUGGCAGAGUGCUGUGUCUCCCAUGCACACCGACCGAAUGCGGUGAGCAUCCACAGUGCGAGCACCACCAGCUUGACCGACCGCCGCACAUAGUCCUCCUGAAAUGUCGUCUGAGACUCACACACAUCAACGUUCGCGAUGGAUGACCCAUACGGACAGCGACGACACAGAAACAUGUGCUGUGUGUCUGCCUGCCUGCCUGCCUGCCUGCCAGUGUGGAUUGGCUACCUCCAUGUCUUUUUGUUCGAACUCCAGGGUGAGAAAGUGCAUCGACGCCCCGUGUCGCUGCCAUAUGUCCUUGCGCUUGACGCGGCUGGCGUCCUCACUGUAGCCCUCCUGAAACAACUUGAAACGACGCGGGAGAAGCCUGCGCAUAGCAUACACGUGGAUGAAGUUAACACGACGGCCGUUUCUUGCAAGGCGUGCAGGGGCGUAUGUACUCUCUGUUGAAGGUGUAUCUGAGGAGUCCGGUGCUCUUCCUCUUCUUGCCCCCCACAAGAUUCUCCAACACUAUCUCCUCACUGAAAAGACAACCAAGAAGGAGACGCAAGCAAGGCUAAAGCUGUGUGUUUGUCUGGGUGUCCGUCAGGUCAUGCAUCUGUUUGUCUGUCUGUCAUGUUGUCUGCGUACAGUUGUGUGGCGUCGGUAGGGUGUCUGGAAGUCCCCCUGAACGACUCCCAGAAGCUCUUCCGCACGGGCGACUGACCAGACGGCGACUUGGGCACCCCCAGUUGACCAGCAGCCGUGGCCGAGGUGAGGGAGCCGCCCUUCCGUGGCUGGUCACCCGCCUCCACAUCCACCUCCAGAGCCGCCAUGUUGGGAGCGCUCGCGAACCCAACCAUCCUGCUAGGGGAGUGUGGCCGCGGGGGGACCGCAGCAGCAGCUGCAGGCGCUGCAGGCGCUGGUGGAGUUGGCUCAGGGGGUGCUUCAGUGUCGAAGGGGCCGCCGAAGGAUGUGGUGCGGAUUUGCUCUGCGCCGGCCUCUUGUUGCGGCUGCACUGGGUGCUCCUCCUCCUCUUGUUCUGGUGGGAGUGCAGGCAGGAGGGGCUGCUUGCCUCUGCUCUCCGAUGUGGAACCGGUCUCCAUGUUAUCGCCGUCCGUGUCGGGAGAAAGAGAGGGGAGAAGAGGAAGAGGG
Molecule: messenger RNA, 4098 nt
Organism: Vitrella brassicaformis
Lineage: Eukaryota; Vitrellaceae
Source: the annotation of a GenBank genome assembly